Molecule: messenger RNA, 1452 nt
Organism: Owenia fusiformis
Lineage: Eukaryota; Metazoa; Annelida; Polychaeta; Sabellida; Oweniidae
Source: the annotation of a GenBank genome assembly
AUGGAGGAUCAUAACCCAAUCGACCAAUAUGAGAGACACCCAGAUGAUAAAGAUAGUCAUAUCACCAUCCCAAAACGACGCGUCAUCAUUGAACCAGUUAUCUGCAUGUACUUCAUUGCGAUGUCACCUAUCUUCAUUGUUGGGAAACAAUACAUUUACUCGAGAGUUGCAGAAGAUCAUGGGUUCAAGUUUGAUUCAAGAGGCGAAACAUCAGAUUGUGCAGUCAACCAUAGCAGUCCCGAGUACCAGAAAGAAAAAGCUGUACAAGAAGUCACUUCUCAUUGGCUGUUGAUCCUAGAGGUAGCGAUUACAGUGCCAUCUAUCUUCUCGACUGUUAUCAUAGGAGCAUACAGUGAUAAGGCUGGGAGGAAGAUUGCAUUUAUAGCCCCUAUCAUCGGGUGUUUCCUCCGUGCAAUCACAUAUAUGGUCGUUGUCUAUUUUAAAUUACCUCUCCAUUGGCUUAUACUCUCCAGUGUAUUCGAGGGUUUAGCAGGAAGUACUGGUUCGGCUAUUUUAUCAUGUUAUGCAUAUGCUUGUGAUGUAUCAACUGUGGAAAAUCGAUCAUUCCGGAUAACCAUGAUGGAAAUUUCCAUUGGGAUAGGGAAUGCAAUCGCUGUAGGUUCAACUGGACCUUUGAUUAAAGCAACAGGCUACGUGGUUCCCUACGUCAUCAUAACAGGUGUCCACUUGGUAAAUCUUACAUACGCUUACUUUUUUGUACCAGAGACCGUCAAAAAACAGCCGGACGCUAAAUUUUUCACACUUAACCACUUCAAAGUUACAUUUAAGCUAUACGUCAAAGACAAUGGCACAAAACGACGAUGGAAAUUGAUAAUACUGUUAGUUGUCUUCUUUUUCUGUGAGAUGGUAAUUGCAGGCUCUACGGGGACACAAGCUUUGAAGCUUCUAAAGUCGCCACUUUGUUUCAACUCGGUGCUGUUCGGGCUGUACCGGGCAGCUCAUGUUCUAAGUAUGCAGACGGGUACAAUGAUAGCAGUGAAGUUAUUCCAAAAGAGAGUCUCUGAUGUAUGGUUUGCCUUCUUCGGCUGCUUUGGGGGAAUGGCCACUAAUAUCUUCUUUGGAUUUGCUAAUACGAGAUUAUUGAUAUUUAUGGUUGCGAUUGUUGCCUUCACGGGAAACAUGGUGCUUCCAAUGGUGCGAUCGAUGAUGUCUAAGCUUGUCCAACCAUUAGAACAAGGGUCACUGUUUGCCAGUCAGGCCUCAAUACGUGCCUUGUGUGUACUGACGAGUCAGUUUAUGUUCACAGCGACAUAUGCUGCCACCUUAGGAAUAUGGAGCGGUACCGCAUUCAUGUUAAUGGCUGGUAACAACCUCAUUGCACUCGUAGUUAUAAUAUUAUACAUGGUAUUAAUUAAACGAGAGAUGAAGAAAGAAACCAAAGAUCCCAGUCAGAUUCUUUUGAAGUACAAUCAGUAGCUCAAUUAAUAUUCC